AUGGCCGAGGAGCAAGGUAGCAGCGGCAUCUACUUCCCCAAAAAGGAAGAUAGGCCUAAAACCAAACCUACAACUGGUGGUGGCUACGAUGGUGGAGAUGAUGACAUAGCAAUUUUCGGAGAGGGGUAUGAUGACCCUGUAAUUCCAGAAGCUAUAGAUGAUGAACCUACAACCGGUGGUGGCAACAAUGGUGGCAAUGAUGACUCAGAUGAUGAGUAUGAGGGAGGCUACGGAGAUGGAUAUGAGGACCCUGCAAUAUUCCCAGGCCCAGCAGGUACUGGUGACUCUAACAUCAAAGUUACAAUUAUUAGUGGAAACGAUGGCUCUGAUGACGACAUAGCAAUUUUCGGAGAGGGCGAUGAUGACCCUGCUAUUGGUGGUGGUGGUGGUGAUGGUAACUUUAACACCAAACCUACAACUGGUGGUGGCAAUGAUGGCCCCGUAAUCCAAACAACUACUGGUGGUGGCUCAGGUGGUCAUGAGAAAAAGUAA
This is a messenger RNA of Vicia villosa (hairy vetch), 492 nucleotides long. RefSeq lists its product as uncharacterized. The record is from RefSeq and is a predicted model, not a curated record. The transcript has a single exon. NCBI's taxonomy places the organism in Eukaryota, Viridiplantae, Streptophyta, Magnoliopsida, Fabales, Fabaceae. The coding region runs from base 1 to 492 and encodes 163 amino acids.